This is a messenger RNA of Clarias gariepinus (North African catfish), 2155 nucleotides long. RefSeq names its product CTD (carboxy-terminal domain, RNA polymerase II, polypeptide A) small phosphatase-like a (gene ctdspla). The coding region runs from base 127 to 957 and encodes 276 amino acids. The transcript has 8 exons. The record is from RefSeq and is a predicted model, not a curated record. Gene Ontology annotation, molecular function: RNA polymerase II CTD heptapeptide repeat phosphatase activity. NCBI's taxonomy places the organism in Eukaryota, Metazoa, Chordata, Actinopteri, Siluriformes, Clariidae.
UCACAUCGGGACAGUCUUGGCUAGCUCGCUAGCAGGCAGGGCUAGCUGCUGCUGCAUAUUCCGGGGAAGCAGGCGACUUAAAGCGAGGACGUGUUCUUGAAAUAAGAAGAAAAUCAUCCCGUUUCCAUGGACAACACGUCCAUCAUUACACAGGUAGCAAAUCCAAAGGAGGAGGAAAUCAAUUCUACGAGUCAGGAAAAAGUCUCGCAGUCGAACAGCAGCUUAAAGAAACACAGGAGCAGGAGCAUCUUCAGCCCUUUCUUCUGCUGCUUCCGCAACUACAAUGUGGACCCGCCGCUUCAGAACAACAAGACGUGUUCGCUGCCUCCACCUGCCGAGGAGAACACGGGCUCUCCUAAGUGUGAUCAAGUCCAGGUCAUCCCUAUCCCCAGUUCUCCAGCCAAAUACCUCUUACCUGAAGUCAGCAUCGCAGACUACGGCAAGAACUGUGUGGUGAUCGACCUCGACGAGACCCUGGUGCACAGCUCCUUUAAGCCCAUCAGCAAUGCAGAUUUCAUCGUUCCUGUGGAAAUCGAUGGGACAGUCCAUCAGGUCUAUGUGUUAAAGAGACCUCAUGUAGACGAGUUUCUGCAGAAGAUGGGUGAACUGUUCGAAUGUGUGCUCUUCACAGCCAGCUUAGCUAAGUAUGCUGACCCCGUGGCAGAUCUGCUCGAUCAGUGGGGCGUGUUUCGUGCACGUCUCUUCAGGGAAUCCUGUGUGUUCCACCGAGGGAACUACGUUAAAGACCUCAGCCGGCUGGGCCGACAACUCAGCAAAGUCAUCAUAGUGGACAACUCACCCGCCUCGUACAUCUUCCACCCCGAGAACGCUGUCCCGGUGCAAUCAUGGUUUGAUGACAUGACAGACACUGAGCUGCUGGAUCUUCUGCCUCUGUUUGAGGGUCUGAGCAGAGAGCAGGAUGUUUACAGUGUGUUACAGAGCCUGAGGGCCAGGUAGCACUGACACGCAAAGACUAUACGGCUCUACAAGACACACGCUCCAGGCGAAGCUGUCGCUUUUAGACGGCGCUACUGUCUUUUCUCACACAGGGGAGAAGGAAUGGACCUCAAACACCUAAGUGGACAAACCAUUUAUGUGCAUUCUGAAGUUUAUUGGACUGUAUACCACCCAGAGACAACUGCACAGAAAACCGUAGAAGGUUUGGAAGACGCUGUAGCGACUCGAGCCUUCGGUUCAUGCUAUGCAGACAGUCAUUUCUCGAACAGCAGUCUCCCCAACUGUGACUUUUCUCUUACCUAAAAAGAAAAAGUGCCUUCUGAACAUUUUUAUGAACAUAUAAACAACAUUUUUUUAUAUGCUGCGCAUUUCCAGACCUUUAAACAAAUAUUUGCUGUAAACCCGAGUGGACGGACAAGCCUUUAACACUGUUUAUUUAUUAUAAUAUUUUUUCCCAUUGAUUUGCCACCAGUCUUCAUCAAGCUAAAUGAACUGUGAUUGAAAAAAGACAGAUCUUUCUCUGGUUGUAUUUUUUAAAGAAAAAAAAAAGAAAAAAUUAAGUAAGCAUUGUGUUAAUGAGAAAAACAUUGAUUAGCAUCUAACUGCAGUUUGAAUAAGUGACAUGGAAACUGUUAACUCACGUAAAAUACAGUAGGAACGUUUACGAGCAUUUAUCAGAAUCAAAAAUAAAUGUUGCAAUCGAUAUCAUCCAUCUUUGGGUUGAUUUGUUUGUUUGUUUGUUCAUCAGUGGUAUUGUUUUGCCGAAGCAGCAAGCAAGACGCGUCAAAUUAGAAAGAUGUAAAAGCUUACAAGACCACACAGAUAUAUAUUUAACAAAUAAAUAUGUAAGUACAUAAAUUGAUUCGGAGUACAUUUUAUUCAUUUAUAUUCAGAUACACAUGAGGGACGUUCAAGUUAAACCGGGAUUUGUGAUACAGGAUACCCGAACAUAGUUUUGAAUAGGGAUGGGUACUGUAUCACCAGAGACCAGACAAUACAAUAUGAUCACGAUACUUAUGUGCAAUUCUAUUUGUAUUGCACUUCUCUUAAUAUUACAGUUUUAUAAAUAUAAAUUCCCAAUUUAAUAUUGUAAUAAUUUUGUUACAAUUUUACAAAAAGUUAACAGAAAUCACAUUUCAUCAGAAGGCCCGGUUUGACUUGAACACACCUUGAAGUUGUUGAACAACUCAUGUACAAU